Penaeus vannamei (Pacific white shrimp) is the source of this 1457-nucleotide messenger RNA. RefSeq names its product RNA polymerase III subunit G (gene Polr3G). Gene Ontology annotation, cellular component: RNA polymerase III complex. NCBI's taxonomy places the organism in Eukaryota, Metazoa, Arthropoda, Malacostraca, Decapoda, Penaeidae. The record is from RefSeq and is a predicted model, not a curated record. Gene Ontology annotation, biological process: transcription by RNA polymerase III.
AGACGAAGUCCCGACGAGCGUGCGAGCGAGGCUGUGGCGAGGGUGUGCUUUUCCUCAUGUAAAAGUAGCUUAGUGGCGUUGUCAUUUCUGUGUAGAGUAAGCCAGGCGAAAUAUGUCCGUAUAUCACGACGAAAUAGAAAUUGAAGAUUUCGACUUUGACGAAGAAACAGAGACCUAUUAUUAUCCUUGUCCAUGUGGAGAUCGAUUUCAGAUAACUAAGGAAGAAUUGGCUACAGGGGAAGACACAGCUACUUGUCCAAGCUGUUCUCUUAUUGUGAAAGUCAUAUAUGAUCCAGAUGAUUUUGCUGCAUAUGAAGAAGAAACUGUAGCCUUACCAAAGGAGAAACAACUUGCAAUGAACUAAAUACCACUGUAUUAAACUAUCAGCCAAAAUGGGUGGAAGAGGACGUGGAGGUCGAGGUCGGGGGAGGGGCAUGACCUAUGAGCAGCUGGGAGUUCAGAAAGGAGAGGUUUUACCCGAGAGAGUUGUUGGGCCACCAGAAACUUACCCUCCACUUGAGUUCCGCCCUGUGCAGCCUGCACAAGAGAAAAACCUAGCAGAAUCCUACCUCUUAGUGGUGAAGAAAGAAUUCCGAGAACACAUGCAAAAUUCACAGUACUAUAUUCAUCCUGGAGUAAAGAGACCUGAUAUUGAAAGAUACUCAGAUAGAUAUCAGUUACUAGCAAGUCAUCGGGGGCAACUGAAUAUAAACUGGUCUCGGUGUCCAAAGGAACUCAGUCAUUCUAGUGCAGCAGCUAAGAAGAGAAAAAGCUGGACCAAAAAGACUGAUGCCAAAAAGGCAAAAGUGAAAGACCUAAAUGUAAGUGAGGCUUUAGAGGCUUUACAGAAAAAGGAAGAAACACAGACUAAGGAAGGUGUGGAAGAGGAAGGAGAAGAAGAAGGUAAACCUGAGGGUGAAGAAAUAGAGGAAUUAGAAGAGGAUGAUGAAGAGCUUGAUGAGGGUACAGAUUAUGUCAAUAAUUAUUUUGAUAAUGGUGAUAGUUAUAUUGAUGAAGAGGAUGAUGCCCUUGAAGAAGGCGGUGUGUUUUAGUGUCUCAAAUGAAUAGAUUUUUGCUCAUAUCUAUGAUGUCAUCCAAAUUUUAAACCAGUCACCUUCUAUAAUUUAUAUUUAUAAAACGAAAAAAAAAAAUGCAAUUAAAGAAAAAAAAGAUGCAUGGCAACUGUUAGGCAUUUUAUUUGUGUACUUGUUUUCACUUUAAAAAGAUGAAUAUAUUUUUAAGCCUUUUCAUCUUAUUCAUUGUAACUUAUUUGAGAAAUUGAUCAUCAAAGAGUGGAAUGUAAUUUAUAUUGACACUAGAGUCUAUGACUAUAUGAUAGCAAUGAAGGAAACUUUUUGUAUUUAUAAACCAUUUUCAGAUUGCAUAGAAAUGUGCUGGUUUUAUAUAUUUAUUGUCUUUAUAAGAUAAUAUUAAUAAUAAUGAACGAUGUGUGAAAU